CCUCCGGGCUUAUCCAUCCCUCCCCACCCUCUUCGUGUCCGGGCCCAGAACGCCGAUCAGGAACCUGUCUGCCAGGCGAGCGAUUUUUUUGGUGACCCGCAUGACGCAACGCAUUGUGGCUGGGAUGCUGUCGUCUGUCUAGUCAACGCAACGCAACCCGCCGUCGGCAUUCAUAGAAACAAAAAAAAAUCUCUCAAUGACUGACUCAAACUUUAGGAGGCGGUCAAUCCCCUCCUGUCUGGUCUUUUGUCAGGGGACAAUUUUUUUCGUGUUGGAUGGAUGGACUAGAUUUUGGGUUGCAUGGGUCAUGAGGGAUAAUUCGACAUGCCACCAGAUCGAAUCAUCUGGCGGAACUGGAUGGGAGAUCUCGAUCCGAGGUCCAUGGUACCAAGAGUUCUUCAGUAGUCAAAACAACGGAGGCGUACGGGAAUCAACCACUGCAGUGGCACAGUGGGUGCCAGGCAGUGUGAGAAGACGAGACGAGACGAAGACCACGUCAACCAUGUCUGCAUGCCUGCGGUUUUCGCCCGGCCUUGAGUUUCUGCAAGAUGCAACGGCGGGUCGGGGAUGGAGGGAAGAACUCGAGGACUCGAUCAUGAUUGGAAUUUUGGGAUGCUCACAUUUGUAGUUAUGGAGAGGCGAGAGGCAGGGUAAUCGUACUGUGUCGAGGGAGGCAGAUAAGCUUGGAGUACUUGAUUUUGGGUGGAAGAAAAGAGAAGAGAGGCUGCAAGGCUGCAAGUCGCGCAUGUCAGUCACAAUACCGUCACAGACUCAUCGACUCUAUUUUCUGAGUCACGGUUGAUGCCGUAAGUGUCUGUAAGUUAGUUAAUAACUAACAAGGAAUAAGUUAACCCCACUACG
Aspergillus aculeatinus CBS 121060 is the source of this 861-nucleotide messenger RNA. RefSeq lists its product as uncharacterized. NCBI's taxonomy places the organism in Eukaryota, Fungi, Ascomycota, Eurotiomycetes, Eurotiales, Aspergillaceae. The record is from RefSeq and is a predicted model, not a curated record. The transcript has a single exon. The coding region runs from base 197 to 628 and encodes 143 amino acids.